Molecule: messenger RNA, 2990 nt
Organism: Neocloeon triangulifer
Lineage: Eukaryota; Metazoa; Arthropoda; Insecta; Ephemeroptera; Baetidae
Product: endothelin-converting enzyme homolog
Exons: 14
Coding region: 387-2750 (787 amino acids)
Biological process (GO): protein processing
Cellular component (GO): plasma membrane
Molecular function (GO): metalloendopeptidase activity
Source: RefSeq, a predicted model, not a curated record
CAGGACGCCGUUUUUUUUUUUUUUAUCUAUAUCCGUUCUCUCUCGAGCCCCGUGAUGAACUACUUAAACUUUAGAAUGAGACAUGAAGCAGCAGCCGCUCGCUCAUUUAUUACUAUUUCCUCCCACCAGCAUCUCCGACGCCGAACAGACUGAGAGUGAUUUACUUUCAGUUGUUAGUUGUGUCCUUCCUAGCACGCGCAUACAUUAUAACAUCAUUUGGUUACUUGUUUUUUGGAGCGCGAGAGCAGGCCGAUGUAGCGUGUAGAAGAGAGAGACGCACACAAACACGAUUGAGUGUGAUAGUGAAAGAGUACAUAAGUCUCCGAUAAAACAAGAAACACGCACGAUUUCAGAAUAAGAGCUGCUGUUGAAUUCUGACCGCCAGCAUGGCUGGAAGGGAGCAGUCGCCGGUUACCGAAUUUUUGGGGCGGAUCGCCUUCCACAAUUCCGAAGUGAGCUACCGGCCAGCGGAAUCGGAGGAUGGAGAUGGAUCUCUCAGUAGCCGCGCUAAAAAUAGCCGCAACGUAUUUAGUGCAGUGUCGAAUUACUGGAAGCACCGCACGACACUGGAAAAAGUACUUCUAGUCAUGGUUACUUUCCUCCUCGUCUUCACUGUGAUACUCUGCAUUUAUAUCAGGGGAGACCCUUUAAAAGUGCUGGUCAUUGGGUCAAAUUUGUUAAAGGCCAGAGGGGCUGAUGGAUAUUGCAUGAGUACAGCUUGCAUCACGGCGGCCGCCUCAAUUUUGCAGACAAUGGACCACAGUGUCAACCCUUGCGACGACUUUUACCAGUAUUCAUGUGGGGGGUGGAUAAAGAGCACUGUGAUGCCCGAGGGCAAGUCCCUGUGGGGCACGUUCAGCAUCAUCGAGCAGCAAAAUCAGAGAGUCAUAAGGAAAAUUCUAGAGCAGCCCAGCGAGAAUCUCAACAGCCAAGCCGAGGUCAAGGCAAAAAUGUACUACCAAUCAUGCAUGGACCCCAACGGAACAAUCGAAUCUCUAGGCGCAACUCCACUGUUGGAAAUGCUGGACGAAGUGGGCGGAUGGAACGUCAGCGGCAAAACGUUCAACGUGACCAAAUGGGACUUACAAAAAUCGUUGCAUAUUUUGCAACUUAAGUACGGGAUGAAUGGUCUUUUCUCUUGGGCGGUUAAUGAGGAUGAUAAAAACUCAAGCAGAUACGCCAUUCAGAUUGACCAAGGAGGAUUGACAUUGCCCACAACUGCUCACUAUCUAAAUAAAACGACAAAUGCCAAAGUGAUUCAAGCCUAUUUAGAAUACAUGGUUAAUGUCGGUGUGCUUUUGGGGGGUGAAAAGAACGCGACUACUGAUCAGAUGAGGGAAGUGAUCAAUUUCGAGACAGAAAUCGCCCGCAUCACGACGCCUAGUGAUGAACGACGUGACGAGGAAAAGCUUUACCACUCAAUGAGCCUAACGGAGCUCCAGGAUUUAGCUCCGUUUAUGAACUGGCUGGAUUAUUUCAAUGAAGCCUUCCGAAUGGUCGAUAAAAAACUGACGCCCAACGACACGGUCAUUGUGUACGCACCGGAAUACCUGCACAAUCUGACAAAAAUCAUCUCGACCUACAAACAAAAUGAGACUGGGAAAAUAGUUAUAAAUAACUAUUUGGUCUGGCAAAUGAUUCACUCCAUGGCCUUUUACUUAUCCAAGGACUUCAGACAGGCGUUUAAAGGUUUGAGGAAAGUCCUCACCGGCACGCAAGGGGAGGACGAGUCUUGGAGGUACUGCGUGGCAGACACGAAUUCAGUUCUUGGGUUUGCUGUCGGAGCUAUGUUUGUCCGGGAGAAAUUCAAUAACAAGUCAAAGGAGUUUGCAGAGUCAAUGCUCAAUGAAAUUCGGCUGUCGCUAAAGGAGAAUAUUGAGAAUGUGCCUUGGAUGGACGACGAAACAAAAAGCGCUGCAAUUAGCAAAGCAAAUGCAAUUACAGAUAUGAUUGGUUUCCCGGAUUACAUUCUGAGCGCCAAGCUGCUCGACACCAAGUACAAGCAGCUGGAAAUUCAAGGCAACGAAUAUUUCAGGAACAACAUUCGCGCGAUCCAAUUCAAUUUGGUGGAAAUGCUGGAAAAAUUAAACCAGUCCGUCAAUCGAACUUUAUGGGGGAUGACGCCGCCCACGGUCAAUGCUUAUUAUAACCCGACCAAAAACCAGAUAGUGUUUCCCGCAGGCAUUCUGCAGUUGCCCUUCUUUGACGUCAACAAUCCAGCCGCCCUCAAUUUCGGUGGCAUGGGAGUGGUGAUGGGGCACGAGUUGACGCACGCUUUUGACGAUCAAGGCAGGGAAUAUGAUAAAGAGGGAAAUCUGAAUCACUGGUGGAAUAACAACACCAUCGAAAAAUUCAAACAGCAGACAAAAUGUAUUGUGGACCAGUAUGCAAACUAUAAAAUGGACAGCCUAAACCUUAACGGAAAACAAACUUUGGGUGAGAAUAUCGCGGACAACGGUGGCCUAAAAGCGGCUUUUUACGCCUAUCAAAACUGGCGGCAAUUGCAGGCUGAGUUGCCGCUGCCUGGGCUUGAUUUAUCGCACAAUAAGCUGUUCUUCGUGAAUUUCGCCCAAGUGUGGUGCUCAGCGAGCACCACUGAAGCCAAUCAGCUGCAGAUAGAAAAGGAUCCUCACUCACCGUCCAGAUUUCGGGUCAACGGGCCUGUCUCAAAUUUCCCUGAAUUUGCCAAAGUCUUUGAAUGUCCUGCGGGCACGGCAAUGAAUCCCAGUGAGAAAUGUUCGGUUUGGUAAAAACAAACGGCUGAUAAUGAAUAAUAAAUACGUAUUGAAAGUGAAAAGUGGGACCGCCUGUGCGUACUCUAAGUCAGACCAUUAUUGAAUGUUAUAAGUAUACUAUUGUCUUGGCAACUUAAUUUCAAGGAAUAUAUUAAUUAAGAUUUUAUGAGUAGCACUGAAAAUGCGAGAAUUUUCAAUCUAAUCUUUUAUGUAAAUCUCAUUAAAAUAAAUGUUAAACAUAUUUUAUGUCAAAAA